AUGGUUUCCACAUCCGACCCCGUGACUGUUGAGCCUGCCGCCGAUGCCACGCAGAAAGCGCCUUCGGACGGCAAGGGUCCAACGGCUUCAAUCGCGCCCUCGCCAGCGCGGUCAUCCUCGGACGACUUCACGCGCAUCGAUGCGGCAGAUCGCAUCCGCUCCGUAAUGCGAACUACACGCCUCGAGAAGACGCUCGAGGAACAGCGCCGCGGCGACAAGAACGACCCUGUCUCGCGAUGGCAACGUGGAGGCGUCAUGGCGGAACAGCUCGGCCAGCAAGAUCAUGCUCCUCCAGCAGCAGUCCGAGGCAAGGCUUCGUCGCCUCCCCCUCGACUGCAUCAUCGCACCUCGUCGUCUUCAUCAUCCUCGUCGCCGAACGUCAACUCGCUCUCCCGGCAGCUGAUGAGCACAAGCUUCUUUGACAAGCUGCCUUUCACCUUCAAGAACGAGGCCGAGAAGGACGAGUUCAUCCGCGAGUCCAAGACCCUCACCAAACGCAUGGAGGACCAGAACUGGCUCGAGAUGCUCGAUCCCAAGCACAGAUACGGCAGCAACCUCAAGCACUACCACCGCCACUGGAACCUCAAGGCCGACACGCGCCAAAACUUUUUGCAUUGGCUCGACGAAGGCGAGGGAAAGGACCUCAGCCUCGAAGAGUGUCCGCGCUCCAAGCUCGAAGCAGAGCGCAUCACCUACCUCACCCCAGACGAGCGACGCAACUACCUCACCUACGUCGACAACGACGUGCAGCUUCCAUCCAACGGACAUCUCCACGACAUUCGUGCACACCUCAAGCAGGCUGGGAAAGGUCGUUUGCGCUGGUGCCGUACCGGCGAGCUCGUCAACACCUCCAAGUACGACCAUGGCGAUCUGGGCAAGGGACGCGGUGUUGCGCUUCGCCAGUCGCAGGAAUGGCAGAAUGCAAUCGCGCGUGGAGAGGCGUGCGACGUGGUGCGUGACGACAAGAUCAAAUUCAGGCGAACGACAUCCGCCAGUUCGUCGGAUUCAUUCACAUCCGACUCGUCCUUGUCUGACGAGGACACGGCUGUGCAAGAGUCGACACCCAGGGAUUCCACAUCAGCGAGCUCCGAAACAUCGUCAAACACAAAGGGUUCUGCCCAUAUCAGCUCUCCGAAACCAGCGCGUGACCCUGAGGAAAAGCAGCAGUCUCGCAAGGAAAAGCUGCUCGAAAAAGCCAAUCUUGGCCCCAAGUAUCUUCUCAAGCAGAAACUCGGCCUGUACACGUCUGCAGAACGUCAGCAAGUCGUCAAGGGCGACCAGGAAGAUGGGUCCCACGGCGACGAUGGCGAGCAGGACGCCCUCAUCCGCAAACGCAAAGCCGACACGUGGAUCUUUGUCACGGAUCUCUCGUACAACAUGUACAUCGGCAUCAAGCAGCGCGGCCGAUUCCAGCACUCGUCGCUGCUGGCCGGAUCGCUCGUCACCGUCGCAGGUGUGCUCAAGGUCAAGGACGGCGUGAUCGUCUCGAUCUAUCCGUGGAGCGGCCACUACCGCUCAUCUUCGCAGCAUUUCGAAGAGUUUGUCAAGCGGCUCCAGGAACGCGGCCUCGACACCAGCCAGAUCAACGUCACAAAGAGCAAGUGGGUCAUCGAAGUCGUCAAUAGGUACGGCAUGUAUCGCAAAAAGAAGGACCGCAAACUCAAGGAUCUCAAGGACAGGGCUCGCGAGACGUGGGACGGCCACCGCUCGCCCACCUCAGGACGGACCGGGUAG
Moesziomyces aphidis is the source of this 1734-nucleotide messenger RNA. The record is from the annotation of a GenBank genome assembly. NCBI's taxonomy places the organism in Eukaryota, Fungi, Basidiomycota, Ustilaginomycetes, Ustilaginales, Ustilaginaceae.